AUGAAGCGAAGAGUGACAGAUCGUGAAAUCCUCUGGGUUGAAGUAAGGAUCAAAGCUUUGGCCAUACACGACGAUCGCUCAUCCCAGGGUGCAGGAAGGAAGAGAGUAGCGAAGCCCGGCCCAACCAAAUCUACUGAGAGAAGUCGGAGGUCUGAUUCUCAUGCCAGAAACUCCGCAGAUAGGCUUGCAGCCCGUAUCCCUCCGUCGUUUGAGAUGCAGGAUCUAACGGGGAAGAACAAGUGGAGGUUGAUGCCGGGAUGCUGCUUCCAGCUGCAUGUAAAAGUCCCGUGCAGAGCAGUGAUAGGAAUCCAUGGGGUAAAAUUGACGAGACACGGAGACACUCCAUAUAACCCAAAUCAGAAAGGUGCAGUCAAGCUUAGCUUGCAGAGGGACCCAGAGGGGACAACGGUCAUGGAUGCCAGCAGGACGAAGGAUGAGGCUACCAUUUGCCUUCCGCCGGCCCGUCUGACGAGCGAGUCGGUGGACUCGGGUCAAGGGAGUCAAACCUGUUGUGCUGGUCUGCUCCUAACUCGCUCAGGAAUUCGCCCCCUGUCAGAACAAGGACCGUCGUACGUCGACGCAGCAACUCCACUCAGCGAAUACGCCAAUGGCGGGUGGGCCAUCAUGCUAAGCAGGGAGUUCCGGCCGAGCCUUUGUUUCUCGAGAGGGAAAUGGAGCAACGACCCUGGUCACCCUCGUGGACACAAGCCCCCGAGAACGGUCGGAGGCCGGGAGCUUAGCGCGUGGGUAAAAUAUGUGAGAGGUGAGAAAGAGAGGCCCCGAGAGCCACCACCGUGUCAUAGCGGAUUGGCGUCGAGGUGGAUCCCCGUAAGCCCAUCCAUCGUAUCUUGCAGUUGCAGGGCGAGUUCUUCCGAUGGGUCUCUGCAAUUUGACUUUCCUCCCGAGAUUUCAGGCCAUGAGGCACUGGUGAAACAGUCGAGUUGA
Molecule: messenger RNA, 945 nt
Organism: Aspergillus vadensis CBS 113365
Lineage: Eukaryota; Fungi; Ascomycota; Eurotiomycetes; Eurotiales; Aspergillaceae
Exons: 10
Coding region: 1-945 (314 amino acids)
Source: RefSeq, a predicted model, not a curated record